Messenger RNA from Spea bombifrons (plains spadefoot toad), 576 nucleotides. RefSeq names its product protein S100-A13-like. The coding region runs from base 173 to 454 and encodes 93 amino acids. NCBI's taxonomy places the organism in Eukaryota, Metazoa, Chordata, Amphibia, Anura, Pelobatidae. Gene Ontology annotation, biological process: positive regulation of canonical NF-kappaB signal transduction; positive regulation of cell population proliferation. Gene Ontology annotation, cellular component: perinuclear region of cytoplasm. Gene Ontology annotation, molecular function: RAGE receptor binding; calcium ion binding. The record is from RefSeq and is a predicted model, not a curated record. The transcript has 3 exons.
AAGAGGCAGAGCUAAGUCAGAACGAAGGGGAUCGUCAGAGAGGAAGUAACCAUUCACGUGCCGGACAGGAUUGAGGGCGGGAUCAUUUACUAACCCAGUAGAGGUAUAGAGAGGUUGACUACAUUCUAACGUCAGAAGCCUAGUAGGCAGUGCAUGCAAACCAGGCUUUGACAUGGCGGCGUCUCACACGGAGGUAGAAGGAGCCAUCGUGACCGUAGUAAGAUGCUUCUUUGAACACGCUAAAGCAGAGGGCAGACGGGAAACGCUGAGCUUUGCAGAGUUCACCACGCUGGUCACCAAAGAACUCCCGCACCUGAUGAAGGACGCGUGUCUGGAGGAAAAGAUGAAGGAGCUCGAUAUCGACAAGGACAACGAGCUGAAGUUUAAUGAGUACUGGCGGCUGCUGGGAGAACUGGCUAAAGGGGUUAAGGAAGAUGUCAAGGGCAAAAAGUAACGAGACGAUCCAUAACACCCACUUUUUACUAGCAUCGGGGAAAAGCAGCCACCGGGAAUUUGCAUUAAAAAACUAAAAAUCCUUGGGAGAUGAAUAAAAACUGCAUUUCAAUCAGAAUAAUA